This is a messenger RNA of Carassius carassius (crucian carp), 2171 nucleotides long. RefSeq names its product RNA-binding protein Nova-1-like. The record is from RefSeq and is a predicted model, not a curated record. Gene Ontology annotation, biological process: regulation of alternative mRNA splicing, via spliceosome; mRNA splicing, via spliceosome. Lineage: Eukaryota; Metazoa; Chordata; Actinopteri; Cypriniformes; Cyprinidae. Gene Ontology annotation, cellular component: nucleus; cytoplasm. Gene Ontology annotation, molecular function: mRNA binding. The transcript is spliced from 4 exons. The coding region runs from base 566 to 2053 and encodes 495 amino acids.
GUCACUCGAGCAGACACUGCUGCGCGCUGGCCAAGACUCUCGCAUCUCUGAAACAAAAUCUUCUCUUUUACACUUAAAAACAAACGGAUUGACACCGUCAAGAGCAAUACAAUAUUUCCAGAAUCCUGUGCCGCUGCGCGGAGACCGACAAAGGGCGAGCGAAACUGUUGUUUUGAACUGUCUUUUUGUUCUGAUAGUGAAUCUUGAUUUGUUUAUCUUUCAGUAGUUUAUCAGGGAAUGGUCGCGAGAAUCUUUUUUGAAGAGGGCGCUGCGCGUGUGCGUAAACACACAGGCGUCUCAAGUGUCGGGUGCGCGCUAAUGAAUAGACUUCACUGAAUGGAUUUUUAUAUUUAGAGCUUUAAUGCGCCUCUUAUCCCAGCCGGAAAUAGUGGACAGCGGGGCAGAAACGGACGCACUCGGCAACCUCGCGGCAUGGCAUUUUUAUGACAUUUGAAGCUCUUAGAAUCCAAGCGGACAGCUCGGACAGGAGACGCUGACCGAUUUUUAUGUGCUUUCUAACGGGUUCCGGUGCGCUAACGUGGUGUAAACUCCAGCCGGUGACAAAAUGAUGGCUGGCGGGGCAGUUCAGCAAAACGGGAUCUUCUCUACUCCUCAGCACCUCUCACAGUCGCCACACAUGGACCCGGAUCUCCCCGAUUCCCGAAAGAGACCGUUGGAUACACCGACCGAGGCGAGCAGCACCAAGCGCUCCAACACCGGCGAGGAGGGUGAAUAUUUCCUGAAGGUGUUGAUUCCCAGCUAUGCCGCUGGUUCAAUCAUCGGUAAAGGGGGGCAAACCAUCGUGCAGCUUCAGAAAGAGACUGGAGCCACUAUCAAACUGUCCAAAUCUAAAGACUUCUACCCAGGUACAACGGAGCGUGUUUGUUUGAUUCAGGGUACGGUGGAAGCUCUGAAUGGAGUUCAUAACUUCAUCGCUGAAAAAGUUCGCGAGAUGCCUCAGAGCAGUCAGAAGACCGAACCAGUCAGCAUUCUCCAACCACAGACUACUGUUAACCCUGACCGUGUUAAACAGGCUAAACUGAUCGUGCCCAACAGCACAGCAGGACUCAUCAUCGGUAAGGGUGGGGCAACAGUUAAGGCUGUGAUGGAGCAGUCGGGAGCCUGGGUACAGCUUUCUCAGAAACCUGAGGGCAUCAAUCUGCAGGAGCGUGUCGUGACAGUGAGUGGGGAGCCAGAGCAAAACCGCAAGGCCGUGGAGAUCAUUGUUCAGAAGAUCCAGGAGGACCCACAGAGCAGCAGUUGUCUCAAUAUCAGUUACUCCAACAUCUCCGGCCCUGUGGCCAACUCCAACCCAACCGGAUCCCCCUUCGCCAACUCUACAGAGGUGUUACCCAACGCCGCAGCAGCAGCUACAGCCUCCACGCUCCUUGGCCAGGCGAGUCUCGCGGGCAUGGGUGGGUUCCCUACGGCCAUGUCAAGUCUUUCUGGUAAUGAUCUGCUUGCCAUUACAUCUGCUCUGAACACUCUGGCCAGUUAUGGCUACAAUACCAAUACACUGGGCCUUGGCCUCAACCCGGCCGCUGCGUCUGGGGUUCUUGCUGCCGUUGCAGCUAGCGCCAAUCCAGCGGCUGCAGCUGCUGCCAAUCUGCUUGCUACAUAUGCCAGUGAGGCUUCUGGAGGGGGCGGCCACCCUGCCGCACCUAGCUUAGGGGGCUUCUCACUGGGCUCCCUAGCAGCCGCCACAGGGGCGUCUAAUGGUUACCUGAAUCCCUCAGCCCCGCUGGUGGCAUCAUCUUUGCUGGGCACAGAGAAGCUGGCAGAAGGUGGAAAGGAGGUGGUGGAGAUCGCUGUGCCGGAGAACUUGGUCGGUGCUAUCUUGGGAAAAGGCGGCAAGACUCUCGUGGAGUAUCAGGAGCUGACAGGGGCACGGAUUCAGAUCUCCAAAAAGGGAGAGUUCAUUCCAGGCACACGCAAUCGCAAGGUGACCAUUACAGGGUCGCCGGCAGCAACGCAGGCUGCCCAGUAUCUCAUCAGCCAGCGAAUCACAUACGAGCAAGGCGUCCGUGCCACCAACCCUCAGAAGGUGGGCUAGGGAUGGACAGGAGUGGGGAGGGAAACAACGAAAGCAAAGGAAACCAGAGAGAAUGAAUAGAUGACUGAAUGAAUAAUAUAAUAUAGAGAGAACGGGAUGGGUUCCAGCAAGAAGUGUU